GCACCCAGCAAGAGUGCAUUCGAACACAAGUCUUAAAACACCCCUUUCUCAUCCCCAACCCAUCUAUUCCACAGCUUUCCAUCUAUCCUGGUCGAAGUCUUAAAACACCCCUCUAUCAUCCCCAACCCAUCUAUACCACAGCUUUCUAUCUAUUCCGGUCCAUAUAGCAUCCUGACCAGCUCAUGCAUUAUGACUCUUGGUAUGCUGGUUAUCCUGGUUACCUUGCUGGUGUAUUUUCUCAGAAGAAGCAAAAGAGUAGUAUUGUCCCAUCAGCAACGGGCACGGCGAGGUCUGCUGCCCCCGGGGCCUGCCACACUGCCCAUCAUCGGGAACAUGCACCAGCUGGUUUGGAACAAAUCGGCAGUGUUCCGGUGGAUCCAUCGCCUUCUCAAGGAGAUGAACACAGACAUCAUGUGCCUCCGUCUCGGAGCUACUCAUGUCAUUGUUGUGUCAUGCCCACAGAUAGCCUGUGAGGUACUACGGAAGAAGGAUAAAGUUUUCGCCUCCCGUCCGACCACCUUCGCCUCGGGUACGUUCAGCUUCGGGUACAAGGGCUCCGUCUUGUCACCGCAUGGAGGGCAGUGGAAAAAGAUGAGGCGCGUCCUCACCUUGGAGAUCCUCACAUCGUCCAUGGAGGAGAAGCUCCACCACCUACGGAAGGAGGAGUACGACCACCUUGUAAGGUACAUUCACAACACUGCUUGUUGUGGCAUGAUGCCACAUGCGAAAAACAUUGUCAACGUGCGCCAUGUGGCACAACAUUUCUGUUGUAACCUCAUAAGAAGGCUUGUGUUCGGUAAGAGAUACUUUAGCAACCUACCGGCUUCGUCGACUAAUGAGCCUGGAUGUGAUGAGGAGGCCCAUGUGGCCGCUCUUUUCACAGCCCUCAACCAUGUGUACAGCUUCUGCGUGUCUGACUACAUCCCAGCCCUGGUAGGCCUCGACUUGGAUGGCCAUGAGGAGGUUUCCAUGGAUGUCAUGAGAACACUCAACCGGUUGCAUGAUCCCAUCAUACAGGAGCGGAUACAUGAAAGGGCAUCCACUCUUGAGAAAGGUGGUGAAGAUAAAGAGUUUAGAGACUUUUUGGAUGUCCUAAUUCAUCUUAAAGAUGUCAAGGGACAACCGUUGCUAUCAUUACAAGAAAUAAGAGCACAAACGGCGGAAAUGGUGCUUGCAGCAGUCGACAACCCAUCAAAUGCGGUCGAGUGGGCGCUCGCCGAGAUGAUGAACAGGCCAGAGAUCAUGCAAAAAGCGAUCGAUGAACUCGACACCGUCGUCGGUAAAGAUAGACUAGUCCAGGAAUCUGACAUUCCUCGGCUAAAUUAUCUCAAAUCGUGUAUACGGGAGGCCUUCCGCAUACACCCAUACCAUGCUUUUAAUGUACCACAUGUUGCCAUGGCGGACACCACUAUCGCUGGCUACACCAUCCCAAAGGAUAGCCAAAUCCUUUUAAGCCGGCUUGGACUUGGCCGAAACCCCAAGACAUGGAGCGAACCAACUGAGUUUCGUCCCGAGAGGCAUUUGAAUACCGUGAAUGUACUCCUCACCGAGCCAGGUCUACGAUUCAUUUCAUUUAGCAGUGGGAGAAGGGCUUGUCCUGGGAUUUCUCUUGGUACCUCUAUCACAAUGAUGUUGUUUGCAAGGCUGCUGCAGGGCUUCACUUGGACAAAACCUGCAGGCGUUGAAAAUAUCAGUCUACAGGAAGGCAAUGCAAGCCUUGCCCUACUUGAACCCCUUGUUUUGCAAGCUCAACCACGGUUGGCUUCGUAUCUCUAUCUAUGAAGAGAAAUAAUUUGCUACUC
Hordeum vulgare subsp. vulgare (domesticated barley) is the source of this 1802-nucleotide messenger RNA. Its product is annotated as tyrosine N-monooxygenase-like. The transcript has 2 exons. Gene Ontology annotation, molecular function: oxidoreductase activity, acting on paired donors, with incorporation or reduction of molecular oxygen; heme binding; monooxygenase activity. Bases 190 to 1782 code for a protein of 530 amino acids. The record is from RefSeq and is a predicted model, not a curated record. Lineage: Eukaryota; Viridiplantae; Streptophyta; Magnoliopsida; Poales; Poaceae.